Molecule: messenger RNA, 376 nt
Organism: Microstroma glucosiphilum
Lineage: Eukaryota; Fungi; Basidiomycota; Exobasidiomycetes; Microstromatales; Microstromataceae
Exons: 2
Coding region: 1-324 (107 amino acids)
Source: RefSeq, a predicted model, not a curated record
AUGGGUCUCUUCUCUUCCUCAUCCGAGCCUCCUCCGGCACCCGUCACCUCAUCACCGCCGCCGCGAUCCCAGCAGCAGCAGCAGGAUGAGCAAGAUAACUCCAAACCCAAGGACUGGAUCUCGGUCAUGCCUGGCAAGGCACCUUCGAAGUUCUCUGACCCAUGUGCACACGCGGCCAAGGCGAGCAUGAAGUGUAUGGAGAACAACUCGUACGAUCGAGGAAAAUGUACAGAGGCUUUUGAGGAGUACCGCGAGUGCAAGAAGAGAUGGGUAUUGCAAAGGCGGCACGAUCGAGCUGCUGGUAGGCAAGGCGCAUGGGAUUAAUGGGCCCACCGCCCAACUUGCAAACGCAAAAGCUCCUUGGGAUCUACUUACC